GAGUCACAGGUCAGAGGUCAAAUAUGAUUGACAGCACUAAAUAACACACCAGUAGAUUCAGAAAUCUAGUCCAAUAUUUCACUCUUCUGCUAUUAGUUUUCAUUCAGGGCCAGAAUUCAUUUGAAAAUGUAAGAUCAGCAAAAGCCAUUUUCGUGAUGUUAAAGGAGACGGAUAUGUGAGCGGAAACUAACUGAGUUUGGGGGAGGAUUCACACACAACCAGAUAAAUAUCACAGUUCAGUGUGUUUCAGAUCAAUCUGAGGGUUUUCAGACAUUUUAAGAGUUACUAUCGUGGGCUUUUCAGUGAACCGAUGAAGAAAAUGUUUCUCAAGUUAGUUUUGCUCUGUUUGUGGCGUCUGGUUGGUGGGAUUGGUGAAAUAAAGAGAGUGAAGGAGGGAGAUUCAGUCACUCUAAACUCUGAUCUUACUGAAAUGAAGGAUGAUGAUGUGAUUCAGUGGAGGUUUGAAUAUAAAUACACUUUAAUAGCUGAAAUCAAUGUAACGGCCGACAGAAUCACUGUAUAUGAUGAUGUUCUUGAUGGGAGAUUCAGAGACAGACUGAAGCUGGACAAUCAAACUGGAUCUCUGACCAUCACAAACACACAGACCUGAACACGCUGGAGGUUAUAAACUACAGACCUACUAUAAGAGAGUUGUUUUCUUUCUCUUUGUCCAUGUGUCAGUGAAGGAGGGAGAUUCAAUCACUCUCGACUCUGAUCUUACUGAAAUGAAGGAUGAUGAUCGGAUUCUGUGGAGAUUUGGAAACACUUUAAUAGCUGAAAUCAAUGUAACGGCCGACAGAAUCACUGUAUAUGAUGAUGUUCUUGAUGGGAGAUUCAGAGACAGACUGAAGCUGGACAAACAAACUGGAUCUCUGACCAUCACAAACAUCACAAUGAAACAUGUUGGAGAUUAUAAACUACAGACCAACUAUAAGAGGGAUUAUUUCAGUCUCUCUGUCAUUGUGUCAGUGAAGGAGGGAGAUUCAGUCACUCUUGACUCUCCUCUUACUAAAAUGAAGGAUGAUGAUUGGAUUCAGUGGAGGUUUGGAGAUGGAAACACUAUAAUAGUUGAAAUCAAUAAACGGUUCGACAGAAUCACUGUAUAUGAUGAUGUUCUUGAUGGGAGAUUCCGAGACAGACUGAAGCUGGACAAACAAACUGGAUCUCUGACCAUCACAAACAUCACAAUGAAACACACUGGAGAAUAUCAACUAGAGAUCGACAUUUUCAAUUCUUUUUUUAUUUAUCUCAGUGUCUACGCUCGUCUGCCUGUUCCUGUCAUCAGCAGCAACUCUUCACAAUGUUCUUCAUCAUCAUCAUCAUAUUGUUCAUUGGUGUGUUCAGCGGUGAAUGUGAGUCAUGUGACUCUCUCCUGGUACAGAGGAAACAGUUUAUUGUCCAGCAUCAGUGUGUCUGAUCUCAGCAUCAGUCUCUCUCUACCUCUGGAGGUGGAAUAUCAGGAUAAAAACACCUACAGCUGUGUGCUGAACAAUCCCAUCAGCCACCAGACUCAACAUCUGGACAUCACUCAACUCUGUCACACAUGUUCAGACUCUGUCCACUGUUGUGGUCCUACUGAAGCUGUGAUCCGAUUGGUCCUCUCUGCUCUGGUGGGCGUGGCUACUGUCAUUAUUCUGGUUUAUGACAUCAGAUCCAGAAGAGCUGAACGAGAUCAAGCACAGAUUCACACAUCAGGAAGUGCUUAAAUCUAAAGCAGAACGCUGAACUUUAAAGAUUCUUCAAGUGUGUUUUUGUCAUAAUAAAUACUGAUGAUUAUCUGAGCUUCUCUUUCAGUGUCAGAUUUGUAAAAAUCUUAUUUGUAAGGCUUUAUUGUUUAUAUUUCUCUCAGAGACACACAGAUCUCACUUUACUACUACUGCUGUAUAUUUGUCAUGUGUAUUUUACACUGUUGUUGAUGAUCAAAUUAAAAUAGCGUCUUUUUAAUGUGUCUGACGGAGUUGACACAAAUUAAGUUCUGAAGUGAAUAAAUGUACAUUUUUAGAAGAAAACAGAAAAACCUGUUCCCUCACAUGUUCAUUAGCUUGUGUACAAAUAUAUCAGUUCAUAAUAAUGUGUUAUUAAAUAAUAAAAACUAACAUCUAAAACA
Ctenopharyngodon idella (grass carp) is the source of this 2107-nucleotide messenger RNA. RefSeq names its product SLAM family member 5-like. Bases 726 to 1706 code for a protein of 326 amino acids. The transcript has 7 exons. The record is from RefSeq and is a predicted model, not a curated record. NCBI's taxonomy places the organism in Eukaryota, Metazoa, Chordata, Actinopteri, Cypriniformes, Xenocyprididae.